CGGGAAGAGUGUGCAACACCGCAUAUUACUCGCUCGGGUGUGCUCAAGAACAUAAUCCUCCUUAUCCGUUGAUGUACAUAGCAUCUCCAAUCUCGGCCUCGACUCAUACCACCGUGUGCACACGUUCGUUCAACUCGAGUUCGAUUCCGAGAUCCUAGGCGGUUUAGCAAUCCCACAUACGCUAGUACGGCGAACAACCCGAGCGGCGCCCCUUGAUCUCAGUCGCGCCGUCCGUCUCUCGGGUGAUUCUAGCCAGGAAGGACACGUUCAUUCGUUUCCCCACAUUCGGACAGUAACACCACCCGUCCAGUUGCCUUUGUGCAACAACCCAAUAAGCAGAAAAUGUUCUGUCUUCGGAGUUGGCUCCCACUGCUCUUCAUACCGACCAACGCGUCGCCCGCCUUCAUUCUCGUCUUCUUCAUCUGCACAUACUUCCUCAACCGACCAUGCAUCUACUGCUCCUUUCUGCUCGUCAUCCUCUUCCUGACGUCGUGUAACUGGUCCGACCGGUGCUUCUUCGACGUCAGCAGCAACUGGUUCCAGCCGAAGGAACCAAACUCGACUACGACACAUUUCUACGCCCCUACGAAUAACGGCACCGGCACCGCAGCCAUGGCGGAAAGGCCCAACAGUACGGCGGCGGUGGCUCUCGACAUGUUCAACACAACGGUCGGCACGCUGGCGACGGCCGCGAUGGACAAGGCGGCCAGGACGAGGGUGGAGUGGACGGGAUUGGGACUGGAGUGGUUGAGGAGUUUGCUGGGGAGGAGGGAGUGGCGGAUCGACUGCUUGGACCUCUACAUCAGACUAUAGGAUGAUCUCACGGACGUUAGGGGGGACAAACAGGAGUGGAUAAUUGGAUCCCAUAUCCCAUCGCAAUCUGUGACUGCUUCUUCUUGUAUGCUCGCCAUCCUCCGUUGUUUGCACAUCGCAUUGGUUCUUUUC
Molecule: messenger RNA, 945 nt
Organism: Neurospora tetrasperma FGSC 2508
Lineage: Eukaryota; Fungi; Ascomycota; Sordariomycetes; Sordariales; Sordariaceae
Exons: 2
Coding region: 343-813 (156 amino acids)
Source: RefSeq, a predicted model, not a curated record